Messenger RNA from Cynara cardunculus var. scolymus (artichoke), 1141 nucleotides. RefSeq names its product actin-like. Gene Ontology annotation, cellular component: cytoplasm. Bases 1 to 1134 code for a protein of 377 amino acids. The record is from RefSeq and is a predicted model, not a curated record. The transcript is spliced from 4 exons. Lineage: Eukaryota; Viridiplantae; Streptophyta; Magnoliopsida; Asterales; Asteraceae.
AUGGCGGACUCAGAAGACAUUCAGCCACUUGUUUGCGAUAAUGGAACUGGAAUGGUUAAGGCUGGAUUUGCUGGAGAUGAUGCCCCACGAGCAGUUUUCCCCAGCAUUGUUGGGCGGCCUCGUCACACUGGAGUGAUGGUUGGCAUGGGGCAAAAGGAUGCAUAUGUUGGUGAUGAGGCUCAGUCCAAGCGUGGUAUUCUAACUUUGAAGUACCCAAUUGAGCAUGGCAUUGUGAAUAACUGGGACGAUAUGGAAAAGAUAUGGCAUCACACCUUCUACAAUGAACUCCGUGUGGCUCCAGAGGAGCAUCCUGUUCUCCUUACGGAAGCACCUCUUAAUCCGAAAGCCAAUCGUGAAAAGAUGACCCAAAUCAUGUUUGAAACCUUUAAUGCUCCUGCUAUGUAUGUUGCAAUUCAGGCUGUUCUUUCACUCUAUGCCAGUGGCCGUACGACUGGUAUCGUUCUUGAUUCUGGAGAUGGUGUGAGCCAUACAGUUCCCAUUUACGAAGGUUAUGCACUCCCACAUGCCAUACUGCGUCUGGACCUUGCUGGGCGUGACCUGACUGAUGCAUUGAUGAAGAUUCUGACGGAACGGGGUUAUUCCUUCACAACAACUGCUGAACGAGAAAUCGUAAGAGACAUGAAAGAGAAGCUAGCAUACAUUGCACUUGAUUUUGAGCAGGAACUAGAGACAUCGAAGACUAGCUCUGCAGUCGAGAAGAGCUUUGAGUUGCCGGAUGGGCAGGUGAUCACCAUUGGUGCUGAGCGUUUCAGGUGCCCGGAAGUCCUUUUCCAGCCAUCGAUGAUCGGAAUGGAAGCUGCUGGGAUUCAUGAAACAACAUACAACUCUAUAAUGAAAUGUGAUGUGGAUAUUAGGAAGGAUUUGUACGGAAACAUCGUGCUGAGCGGUGGCACCACCAUGUUCCCUGGUAUCGCUGACAGAAUGAGCAAGGAAAUUACUGCCUUAGCCCCGAGCAGCAUGAAGAUUAAAGUGGUGGCUCCACCAGAAAGGAAGUAUAGUGUCUGGAUUGGAGGCUCCAUCUUGGCAUCUCUGAGCACAUUCCAGCAGAUGUGGAUCGCAAAGGCGGAAUACGAUGAAUCGGGGCCUUCCAUUGUCCACAGGAAAUGUUUCUAAGCAUGAA